Messenger RNA from Lactuca saligna, 5826 nucleotides. The record is from the annotation of a GenBank genome assembly. NCBI's taxonomy places the organism in Eukaryota, Viridiplantae, Streptophyta, Magnoliopsida, Asterales, Asteraceae.
AUGGGUGAAACGAAUCAAACCCCUAUUAGAUUAGACAGAGCUUCAUUGAUAAAAGCACAAAAAGUUGCUUUACACGAUGAGCCAUUAUCGAUUACUGUAUCUGGUUUCUUCGAAUUUCAAAAUUGGUUCAAGGGUUCUAUUGGGGUUCUGGAUACUGAAGACCUAGAUGAUUUGCUUGCUAUGAUGACCAAUAGCAACACUACGAUGAGUCUUCGUAAGGGGUCCAAGGUGUGGUUAGAGGACAAAGGCACAGCUUGGGCCGCCGGAGAAGUCAGCGGUUUCUCCGGCAAACAGGUUCAAGUAAUCACUGAAUCCGGGAAGCAGGUGUUGACUUUUGCGGAGAAGCUGUUACUAAGAGAUGCUGAUGCAGAAUAUGGUGGGGUGGAUGAUAUGACCAAAUUGGCUUACUUGAAUGAACCAGGAGUGCUUGAUAAUCUUAAGAAACGUUAUUCUCUUAACGAGAUAUAUACAUACACAGGAAGCAUCCUAAUUGCUGUCAACCCGUUCACAAAGCUUCCUCAUCUUUAUAAUGUCCACAUGAUGGAGCAAUAUAAAGGAGCUCCAUUUGGUGAGCUAAGCCCCCAUGUAUUUGCUGUAGCAGAUGCAUCUUACAGGGCAAUGAUGGGUGAUGCAAAAAGCCAGUCCAUAUUGGUCAGUGGAGAAAGUGGGGCCGGAAAAACCGAAACCACAAAACUAAUCAUGCAAUAUCUUACAUAUGUUGGUGGUCGAGCUGCCAUUGAUGACAGAACAGUUGAACAACAAGUCCUAGAAUCAAACCCUCUUCUAGAAGCUUUUGGAAAUGCAAGAACAAGUAGAAACGAUAAUUCAAGUCGAUUUGGAAAGUUUGUAGAGAUUCAAUUUGAUUCAAAUGGUAGAAUAUCUGGUGCUGCAAUUAGAACUUACUUACUUGAAAGAUCUCGUGUAGUCCAAAUCACAGAUCCAGAAAGAAACUACCAUUGUUUUUACCAGUUAUGUGCAUCUGGAAGAGAUGCUGACAUGUACAAACUAGGUCCUCCAACCAACUUCCAUUACUUGAACCAAAGUAAAGUUUAUGAGUUGGAAGGUGUAAGCAGUGCAGAUGAAUAUGUAAAAACCAGAAGAGCCAUGGAUAUUGUUGGAAUCAGUAAUGAAGAACAAGAAUCUAUAUUUCGGACAUUGGCUGCAAUUCUUCAUUUAGGGAAUGUGGUAUUUAAACCAGGGAAAGAGCAUGAUUCAUCAGAAGUGAAGGAUGAGAAAUCAAAAUUUCAUUUGGAGACAGCUGCCAUGCUUUUCAAAUGUGAUUUGAAGAAUUUAUUGGAAACUUUAUGCACGCGUUCUAUUCAGACUCGUGAAGGGGUUAUAGUCAAGGCUCUUGAUUGUGAUGCUGCUGUUGCGAGUCGUGAUACUUUAGCAAAGACUGUUUAUGCUCGGCUUUUUGAUUGGCUUGUUGAAAAGAUUAAUAGAUCUGUUGGGCAAGAUCAUAAUUCUCGCAUGCAGAUUGGAGUUUUGGAUAUAUAUGGAUUUGAAUGCUUUAAGCAUAACAGUUUCGAGCAAUUUUGUAUUAAUUUUGCAAAUGAAAAGCUUCAACAACAUUUCAAUGAGCAUGUGUUUAAGAUGGAGCAGGAGGAGUAUCGGAAAGAACAAAUCACAUGGAGUUACAUUGAGUUUAUAGAUAAUCAAGAUGUUUUAGAUCUCAUCGAAAAGAAGCCUAUUGGAGUAAUUGCUCUACUGGAUGAAGCUUGCAUGUUUCCAAAGUCAACACAUGAAACAUUUGCAAACAAGCUUUUCCAGAAUUUGCGGGCCCACCCAAGGUUAGGGAAGGCAAAAUUCUCCGAGACAGAUUUUACCAUUUCUCACUAUGCUGGCAAGGUUAAUUAUCAAACAGAUUCCUUCUUGGAUAAAAACCGUGAUUAUGUGGUUAUUGAUCACUGUAACCUAAUGUCUUCUUCCACGUGUCCUUUUAUCGCUGGUCUUUUCCCAGCAAUGCCAGAAGAAUCUUCUAGAUCAUCAUACAAGUUUUCUUCUGUGGCAUCUAGAUUUAAGCAACAACUACAAGCUCUCAUGGAUACCCUGAGUUCAACAGAGCCUCAUUAUGUCCGCUGUGUGAAGCCAAACUCAGUCAACCGGCCUCAGAAGUUUGAGAAUCAAAGCGUGUUACAUCAGUUACGCUGUGGGGGUGUUUUGGAGGCUGUUCGAAUCAGUCUUGCAGGUUAUCCUACUAGGAAAACCUAUCAUGAAUUUGUAGACCGAUUUGGACUCAUUGCCAUGGAAGUUAUGGAUGGAAGUUACGAUGAACGUGCCAUGACAGAAAAAAUCCUGCAAAAACUAAAACUUGAGAAUUACCAGUUGGGGAAGACCAAAGUUUUCCUGAGGGCUGGUCAAAUUGGUGUAUUGGAUAGUCAACGUGCUGGAGUCUUGGAUUCUGCUGCAAAGCGUAUACAGCUUCGAAUGAGAACAUUUAUUGCACGAAAAGAUUUUACAUUAAAGCGAAAAGCUGCAAUUUCUUUCCAAGCAUACUGUAGAGGUCAUCUUACUAGAGUUAUAUAUGCUAGAAAACGUGAAGCUGCAGCUGCUAUUUUGAUACAGAAGUACAUUCGUGGAUGGUUGCUGAAGAAUGCUUAUACACAACAAUAUGUUUCUGCUCUACUUUUGCAAGCAAGCAUCCGUGGUUUCAUUACUAGACAAAGAUACCUACACAUAAGGGAACACAGAGCUGCAACUGUAAUUCAGGCUCGAUGGAGGUCGCAUAAAAUUCGUUCCACUUUUCGUCAUCGUGUGCUUGAUAUUACUAAAAUACAAUGUCUUUGGAGAAGAAAAUUGGCAAAGAGAGAGUUCAGGAGGCUUAAGCAGGAGGCUAAUGAAACUGGUGCCUUGCGCCUAGCGAAAACUAAGCUAGAAAAACAGCUGGAGGAUCUGACGUGGCGCUUGCAACUAGAGAAAAAAUUAAGGGGGUCAACUGAUGAGUCAAAAACUGUGGAAAUUGCAAAACUUAAAAAAACAGUGCAAUCUUUGGUUCUUGAGUUGGAUGCAGCAAAGUUGGCUACUGUGAAUGAAUGCAACAAAAAUGAAGUGUUGCAAAACCAACUGGAAAUGUCAGUGAAAGAAAAAUCUUCUUUGGAAAGAGAACUAGUUGGAAUGGCUGACUUGAGAAACGAAAAUUCAUAUUUGAAGAGCUCACUGAGUACAUUGGAAGAGAAGAACUCAACACUGCAAAACCAACUUACUGAGGCUAAAGAAGAUGCAUCCAGUAACCUUAAAAAAUUGAGGGAGGUUGAGAAGACAUGUGCAAUACUCCAACAGAAGUUAAAAAGCUUUGAGGAAAAGCUAACAAGUUUGGAGAAAGAGAACCAUGUUUUAAGACAGAAGACAUUAAGUGCCACUUCAAGAGGGAACUGGCAAAGUAACACCAAGCCGUUUCUUGAGAAGUUCUCUGGUGCACUUGCUCUUCCCUUCACAGAGCGAAAAUCUAUAUAUGAAACCCCUACUCCUAUCAAAAGCGCCAAUCCAAAUUCCCAAGGUUUGACCGAUUCACGUCGGUCAAAGAUGACUUCUGAAAAACAGCAGGAGAACUCUGAAAUCCUGUCACGGUGUAUUAAAGAAAACCUGGGAUUCAAAGAUGGAAAACCUGUGGCUGCUACUGUUAUAUAUAAGUGCCUUCUUCAUUGGCAUGCCUUUGAAUCCGAAAGAACCACAAUUUUCGACUUCAUUAUUGAGAACAUCAACAGUGCUCUUAAGAUGGGUGACGAGGGACUUACCUUACCAUACUGGUUGUCCAAUGCUUCAGCUCUUUUAUGCCUCCUGCAAAGAAACUUCAGGUCCAAUGGUUUCUUGACACCUCAGCGUUCUGGUGUGUCAUCUUUUUCGAAUGGGAGGGUUGCACAAGGGUACACUCCGCAUAAAUAUGUUGUUGAUGAUGGGAUUUCACCCAUGGAAGCUAGGUAUCCAGCUAUAUUAUUUAAACAACAGUUAACAGCUUGUGUGGAGAAGAUAUUUGGGCUGAUAAGAGACAACUUAAAAAAGGAAAUAUCACCGCUCUUGAAUUCAUGCAUCCAGGCACCCAAGAACCAACGAGUACAUGGUGGUAAACCUUCAAGGUCACCUAGUGGCAUCCCUCAGCAGGCUGCUGGUAGUCAGUGGGAGAAGAUCAUAGAGUUUUUGGAUUCCCUCAUGGAUCGCUUACGUGGAAAUCAUGUGCCUUCGUUUUUCAUUCGCAAGCUUACAACACAGGUGUUUUCAUUCCUCAACAUAUCACUUUUCAACAGCCUUUUAUUGCGGCGAGAAUGCUGCACAUUCUCAAACGGGGAAUACGUGAAAUCUGGUCUAGCAGAACUUGAGAAAUGGAUAGCCAAUGCAAAGGAAGAGUUUGCAGGAACUUCUUGGCAUGAAUUAAAUUAUAUCAGACAAGCUGUUGGGUUUCUGGUGAUACACCAGAAAAGAAAAAAGUCUCUGGAAGAGAUCAGACAGGAUCUAUGUCCGGCGUUGACUGUUAGACAAAUAUAUCGCAUAAGUACAAUGUACUGGGAUGACAAAUAUGGGACCCAAAGCGUCUCAAAUGAGGUUGUUACUGAGAUGAGGGAAAUGUUGAACAAGGACUCUCAGAAUCUUACUUCCAAUUCAUUCUUAUUGGACGAUGAUCUCAGCAUUCCGUUCUCUACAGAAGAUAUCUACAUGGCAAUUCCAGGCAUUGAUCCUACAGAUAUCGAGCCCCCUGCGUUCUUAGCUGAAUAUCCUUCAGCACAGUUUCUACUUCCAAAUCCCAAGUGAAUUUGUCGAUAAAAGACAGGAAUGUACCAUUUGCAUGCUUAGGGUAGGGGAAAUAUAUCGUUUCUGUAGGGAUAUUUAAUUAGGAGUGCAAGCAAGGCAAAGUUCCAUGUAAAGUAAAAUACUACUAGUUAAUAGUUAAUUUCUUUUCUUUUUUAUUCUUUUGUAAAGCUUGUUUGUUGUGCACAUUGUAAUCGAUUCCAGUGGACCCUCGUUCUCGUAGCCAAAGCAAAAUCCAAUUAUUUAUUUUUAAAUGGUAAAAUAUAGAGGCCCAGAGUGAGGAUGAUACAUGGUAAGUUAUAGGGUCUAUUUCGUAUGGUUGAUGGAAACACUUCAAAGUUAGAGAUGUUCAUAGUAAGCAAUUUACAACAUGAAAGUUAAAAAGUUUGGGCUAACAGUUUUCAAUCUUUGUGGGAUUGCAUUGAUGCAAGUUGACCAUUGAGAAUGAUCUCAGCGACAAUUGUGGUCUGUUGACUUGAGAUUGCUGAAAUGUUGUCAUUGUUGUGGUUUUCGGUUUCUUGGAUAUCCUUCCAGUGUUUAUGUUUGAUAGUUUGAAAGCUCCCAGAUUUUUUCGUUUUCUUGUGUAAGCAUUUUCUGGUUUUGCAAUGUCUUGUAUGGAAUUGGAACUGGAACUGGAAGAUGAUGUUGAUGGCCACACAUCCGCUAAGCUCGUGAAAGAUUUCGAUUUCCCAUUGUAGAGUGAAGAAAGUAAACCUGAUUGGCAACGCUUGUUCCAGGGCUUGAAUUGCAUCAUCGAAGGAUCCAUUGUUGUUAUGAUGAUCAUAUGCGUAACGACUCUCGACAUCUCCUUCCCGAUCGUCGUCACUGUCGUCUCCGAUCGAAGAACUACUCGAUGAAUUACAUUCCUCUUCCUCUUCUCGUACGAUCAUCAUCGACUUCGUUGAUCCUUCAAACAUGCUUCCAUUUUCUCCUCCUUCGCCAACAUGUGUCUCCGGCAGCAACGCCGACGUCCGGCAACCACCACCAAAUUCAUCGCCAUCUUCUUUUUCCCAGAUCGUCUUCAUCUGAUGGUCACCAAUGUAACAAGAGAUGGAAUUUCACAGAUUCAAUAAAUCGAUAACCACC